Naegleria lovaniensis is the source of this 1227-nucleotide messenger RNA. RefSeq lists its product as uncharacterized. The transcript has a single exon. Bases 1 to 1227 code for a protein of 408 amino acids. The record is from RefSeq and is a predicted model, not a curated record. Lineage: Eukaryota; Heterolobosea; Eutetramitea; Acrasida; Naegleriidae.
AUGUCCCAACUCCAACCUCGUUGUUUCCUCUCUGUUGUUAUUCUCGUCCUUUUGUCUCUAACCACUGCUUCCUUCUCAUUUGCAAGUGAAGAAUUCUCAGUUCGCUCCACUCAAGAUGUUUGCACUAGCGUUCUUACCCCUGUGAGUGAUAGUGUCCCAGCCGGUCAAACGAAACUCAUUUCUGGACCCUACCGUAGUGCUGUUUGUCCUUCUGGUAAAUAUGUUUCCAAAUAUACUGUAAUUGUUAAAAGCACUGACGGAAGUCUCUUUAACACCAUUGUUAAAGAUGUCAACAGCAAUACCUUUACACAAGUUUCUGAGGAUAGUAUCACAUGCUUGAAUAGAGAACUCGCAAACACAUUCCAAUAUAUUUCUCAAUUUUAUCUCAGUGUCAAGUGUAAUAAUCAACUCUUUGCAUGUCCUAUAGAGUUCUUUGAGAAUGCUGAAUGUACAGAUAUCACCACAGAAUUGAGAGUAUCUGCUGUUGAGAAGUCUGGUUCAUACGACGUUCUUGUAGGGAUGUUUUAUGGAGGAAGUUUAAUGACAAGUGCUAAUGGAACUGUUGCCUUCUCAAUCGAAGGUGUUGAUGCCAACAACAAGAACGAAUACAUUGCAUUCAACGCUGGCACUAGUUCAUCUUUGAGCGGUGGUACAGCAUCCUUCAAUGGAGUUUUUCCUUUAGGUCCUGUUGGCAACUUCAGAUUUGUUGCCAAAAAAGAUAACUUGAUAGGUUUCAGUGCAAACUUUACCAAGGUUGUACCAGCCAAAGAUUACGCAUCUUCGUGGAUAGGUACAUACAAAAUCAAAAGUGAAUGUGAUCAAGCAAAAUGUUGUUGUCCAACUCCCAAUGUUGUUAUCACCCGUAUUGAUAAUAACUCAAUCAAAAUCAAAGCAUCAACUGCAGCAGGUCAAUGCACCAACUCACAAUUAGACUACACAUUGUACUCUCCCCAAUAUUCAGGAAUUCUAUCCGAGGACUAUUUUGCUUGCCCUUACGGUAGUGCCGCCUUGAAUUUCACCACUUCAACACUUCGAUUUGGCAGCUCUUGUUCGUACACUUUUGAUAAAAUCUCAGCUGCGACUUCCACUCCUCCAGCUGCAGCAAGUAGUAGAGCUGUUGGAAAUUCGAAAAAAGCGAAUACUGGAUACAGUGUGAACUCGAGCACUGUCAACAUGUGGGUGAUUAUGGCUGUGAUUGUUCAGAUUGCAUUAAUGGCAUGCAUGUAA